GUGCUAACAAGGUAGCAGUUGGAGUUGGAGUUGGUGUUGGUCUUAUCGUGGUUGUUGCUGCUGCUCUUGUUAUCUGGCGAGUGAGGCAGGGAAACAAUGGGGGACGGCAGAAUGUGCGCUUCAAGACGAGCACCACAGGAAGUUCAAUAACAUGGACUGACCGCUGCCAGAGGAUUACAGAGCAGGGGACGACAUUUGAAACAUUUUUCUUUUACAACCUCACACACAUUUUAAAAUCGGGUCUUUCAUUCUUAUUCUUAUUCUUAAGAACUCAUUCUUAUUCCUUUGCUUCUAACUCAGUAGUAGCUUUAUUAUCAUUAUGGUUUUUAUCGCUUUUUAUAUUUUUUUUCUUUGUGUUUUUCUAUGAUUUUGCCAGUUUUGAUUUUACAGCACUGUUGUUUCUGAAUGUCCUUUAAAAUAAAUUUGACUUGACUACAUGAAUGAUGUAGUCCUGUGGUUAUCUUUGACAUUAAAUUUGUUCUGAGAUCAGUAACUUUGAGGAUUUUACACAAACAACAUACGAUCAUCUCGGGCUGUAAAAUACUGUACAGUGUGUUGAACGGAUUCACUCUGUUUAAUAAGUAACUCAACUAGUUCAUCACUGAAAUACUGCUCAGUAAUAAAAAUAUAACACUGA
Lates calcarifer (barramundi perch) is the source of this 637-nucleotide messenger RNA. RefSeq lists its product as uncharacterized. The record is from RefSeq and is a predicted model, not a curated record. NCBI's taxonomy places the organism in Eukaryota, Metazoa, Chordata, Actinopteri, Centropomidae.